This is a messenger RNA of Heterocephalus glaber (naked mole-rat), 4053 nucleotides long. Lineage: Eukaryota; Metazoa; Chordata; Mammalia; Rodentia; Bathyergidae. The record is from RefSeq and is a predicted model, not a curated record.
CCCUGCCCACUGCCCAAGCCAGUGGCCGCUGGUCCCAUGGGGAGAGCUUGGUUGGGCUGUGUUGUUCCUUUAUGGCCAGAUCUAAAAGCUGUCUCCUGUCCUAGCCUAUAAGGAGGUUGGUCACCCAGUCCUGGAACAAGUGAGAAAAUGAUCUUUCCUCCUCUGUAGAUGAUGCAAGGGUUAAAACAGAGGCUCUCCAUUAUUAUCUCCACAUCUUGGAGUCUUUUUGGUUUGUUUUGUGGUGCUGGGGAUGGAACCCAGGGGAGCUCUACCACAGCCCCUUUUAUUUUGAGACAGGAUCUCACUAGGUUGCCAGGCUGGCCUUGAACGUGGAACCCUCUUGCCUCAGCCUCCUGAGAAUGCAGGACUAUGAGUGUGCGCAAACACUCUGUGAAAUAAUUCACUGUUUAUUGUUGUGCUUUCCCUUCAGGCAUCACCAAACCCACAGCAGUUUUCUGAGAUUAGCACAUUCAAACUCAUCUCAAACUCUGCUUCUGGGAGACUCCAGCCUCCUUCACACACUAGCCUGGGCCCAGUCUUGCACCUUCCCUCACUGCCUCAGCUACUGCCAAGCUGAGCCCUCAAUGCAGAUGCCAUUCUUAGGACUUGCUGUCAGGCAUGGCAGUGCACUCCUGUAACCCCAGCACUCUGGGAGGCUGAGGCAGAAGGAUCACAAGUUGGAGCCCAGCCUGGGAAAUUUAGUGACUUAGCAAAACCCUGUCUCAAAACAAAAAACAAACAAGCAAAAAAUACUCGGGGAUGUAGUUCAGUGUGAAGACCCUGGGUUCAGUCCCCAGUACAACAUCAAACUACAAAACCUUUCCACCCAACUCCCUUGUUUGGCUUCCGCCAGCCCUUCGAGGCAGGGUUUUUCUGUUACCCCUGUUUCCCAGGUGGGAAACUUGAGGUCCAGACAGGCAAAUGAGUUGGCCUCAGUCAUCCUACCGGUAGCGGGGGCUACAGCAGGCACCCAGUCCUGCCCCAUGGUGACGUCAGAGAUAUGUGGCCUUGGGUCCUCAUGUGUUAUCUCUUUAAAGUUUACAUCCCUUCUGGGAGGGAAGGUGGCCAUUACUCCACCUUAUAGAGAGGGGAACUGAGGCCCAGAGAGGAGGGGAGCCCAGGCUCAAACCAGGCAGGGUGGCACAGAGCCCUUCCCGAAACCACCAGGCUGGUGGCCCCUCUGUGUCAUUUUCUCUCAGCAGCUGUGGCUGCUGGGCACUGGGUGUCUGGCUGCCAAUGAGGCCAUCUGGAGAGAGGAGGAGGGGCCACAUGGUGACCUGACCGAGGGCCCCAGGCUGAGCCCAGGCCUCCCUGACCCCAGCUGCUGGCCUCUGCUCCUUGGGGAGCGUCCCAAGCUCCAGAGCCCCUCUCUGUUCCCAUCCCUGGGUCUGCGGUCAGCCGGUCGGCCCAAAUACCAGACAGGGCAAAUCUCAGCUUUGCCUCCAACAUUCCUGGUUCCCACAGCCCGGCCAGGCUGGCUGAGGUUACAGAAGCAGAGCUGGGGCGGUGGGGGGAGGCCUAGGGCGACUGAGAGGAUGGGCUGGCUUGGCCUCACCACCCCAUCCGGCCGCCCACUGCCUUCCCCAGGGCGGGGAAGGGGGUGGGCCAGCUCCCUGGAGCCCAGGAGAAGGGUGUGUGUGGAGGCGGUGACAGCGCUGAGAUGGAAGGAGGUGACCGCCUGGCUUGCAUUUGGGUGAGAAGGCAGAGCAGGCCUGGCAAUGCAGCUGAGCUUACUGUUGCUGCUGCUGCUGCCGCCAGGGCCCCUGCCUGUUCCUGGCAUGGAGGACCCCGACUUUCCCCACCCGGGAGAGAGCUCGCAGCCCCCACCCCGGGCCUGUCCCUGGCGCUGCUCCUGUCCCCAGGCUGACGUGGUAGACUGUGCUGGGCUGGACCUGCAUGAGUUCCCGGAUAAUAUUACCAGGGAGACCCGGUACCUCUCCCUGCAGAACAACCAGCUCCGGGAGCUCCCCUACAAUGAGCUGUCCCACCUCAGUGCCCUGCGCACACUCAAUCUACACAACAACUUCAUCUCUUCCGAGGGUGAGGGCCUGGGGCAGGUGUGUGGGGUGCACGAGGUCCCCUCUACCCUCUGUGUCCCAGGCUUCGGGCAGCUCUGUGGUUCCCAGCAGCAGCCUCUCCUGAGGACAGAAACCUGGGCUGUGGCGGCUGUAGCUCUGAGGAGGGACGGGGCGAAGCACCUCCUUAGGGGCCCAGCUCGAAGCCCUCCAGACCCCUCCCCAUACCCACACACCGGGUCCCUCACGGCUGCUGCCCCGCCCCCAGGCCUGCCUGAUGAGGCCUUCGAGUCCCUGGGGCAGCUACAGCACCUCUACGUGGCCCACAACCAGCUCUCAGUGGCCCCCCAGUUCCUGCCACGCUCCCUCCGUGUGGCUGAUCUGGCCGCCAAUCAAGUGACAGAGAUCUUCUCGCUCACCUUUGGGGAGAAGCCCGCCCUCAGCCUCUCCAGCAACCGGCUCAGCUACCUGCCACCCAGCCUGCCCACCUCGCUGGAGCGGCUGCACCUACAGAACAACCUCAUUUCCAAGGUGCCCCGAGGAGCCCUGAGCCGCCAGACCCAGCUCCGUGAGUUGUACCUUCAGCACAACCAACUGACAGACAGUGGCCUGGAUGCCACUACCUUCAGCAAGCUGCACAGCCUGGAGUACCUGGAUUUGUCACACAACCGACUGACCAUGGUGCCCGCUGGCCUGCCCAAGACCUUGACCAUUCUGCACUUGGGGCGCAACCGCAUCCGGCAGGUGGAGGCGGCCCGGCUGCGCGGGGCCAGGGGCCUGCGGUACCUGCUGCUGCAGCACAAUGAGCUGGGGGCCACAGGGCUGCCGGCCAGGGCGCUGCGCCCUCUGCGGAACCUGCAUGCACUACACCUCUAUGGGAACCAGCUGGAACAUGUGCCCCCCGCACUGCCACGCCGCCUGUGGGCCUUGCUGAUGCCCCACAACCACGUGGCUGCGCUGGGUGCCCGUGACCUGGCCUCCACACCAGGCCUAGCCGAGCUCAACCUGGCCUACAACCGGCUGACCAGUGCCCGCCUGCACCACCGGGCCUUCCACCGCCUGUGCGCCCUGCGCUGCCUCGACCUGGCCGGCAAUCAGCUGACCCAGGUGCCCGCGGGCCUGCCUGGAGGCCUGCGCACCCUGCGCCUGCAGUGCAACCAGCUGCACACCCUGGAGCCCGAGUCACUGGCUGGGCUGGGUGAGCUGCAGGAGCUCAGACUGGCGCACAACCGGCUGCGCAUCGGUGACAUCGGGCCCGGCACGUGGCAUGAGCUGCAGGCCCUCCAGGUACUGGACCUGAGCCACAACGAGCUGUCCUUUGUGCCCCCUGAUCUGCCUGAGGCCCUGGAGGAGCUGCAUCUGCAGGGCAACCGUGUCGGCCACGUGGGACCCGAAGCCUUCCUCAGCACACCACGCCUGCGUGUCCUCAUCCUCAGGGGCAACCGGCUGCACAUGACCAGCAUAGCGGAGGAGGCCUUCCUGGGCCUCCCACACCUGCGCGUGGUGGACACGGCUGACAAUCUCGAACAGGUCCUGGUCCGGCUGCCAUCCACUACCCAGCAUCGGCCCCGGGCAGGGGGCUCCUGAGCCUGCAGAACAGCCCCAAGCCCUAGGGCUCAGUGGGGCAUGGACUGACGGGGGACAGUGGGGCUCUGGGGCUGCCGCCGCCGAGGGAGAGAUGGAGCCAGAGACAAUAAAGCCUACCCCUUUCUAGCACUCACCUGGGACCAGCGCCCUUCUCGGGGUUCUGCCCUCUGCCACCUCCCCACACCUUGGAGUCAAACCGGUGAAACAGGCUCUGGAUGCCAAGGAGAGCAAGGAGCUGGGUCCAGCAUUCCUCUCCAGUGCAGGACUGGACUGGAUUCUGAGGUUCUGAGACACGUGGUCACCAAGCAACGUGAUCUAUGAUCCAGCCUCAGAAGCAACCCCCACAAUGCCCAAGGCCCCCUGCUGAAUCUGUGUACAGACCCCGGCAGCAUCCCACAGCGCAUGUGCGGCACAAGUCCUCAUCCCACCCGCCCCUCCCUGGGGGCUUGGG